CAAUUAAUUGUGCAAUAUCAAUCCAAUAUUAAAACCCACGUCACACUGAACUACAACAGUCGUAACGUGCUAACAAUCAAUUAACUUCAAAAGUGGCUGUCGGAUAACAAUAAACAAUGAGGCUUAGCAGAGCGAAGAGGCCGCGGGAGCGUACACUCGAAAUGAAUAGGACUUUCACGAAUUUCAUCACAUUAUUACUGUUUUUGGUGUUCGCGUCCGCGUUUUACCUCGUCGUGUCAUUCCAGCCGAUGUCCAAAGAGGAACACGUGGAGAACUUCAACAAAAUGAACGAGGAGGUGGAGCCGUUCAGGAAGAAUUUGACGGAGUGCGCCCGGCAGGUCAAAGCUUCGAUGCUGGACGUCGAGCACUUUCUGAAGCGGCUACCGCAGUCGACCGCGCAGGGGAAAUGCUUCGUCGCUUGCAUUCUGAAGCGGAAUGCGAUCAUAAAACGCAAUAAGAUUGAUGCAAACGCCCUUCUGGAAGUAAAUAAAGCAGUUUACGGGGAAGAUAGCGAGGUGCUCUCGCGGUUAAAAGCUGCUAUAGGCGAGUGCAGUGGCGCGGUUGAGGGCAUUUUCGAGAUAUGCGAGUAUGCGUCGGUCUUCAACGACUGCAUGCACAUAAAGAUGGAGCACAUACUGGACAAACUGACGAUGGAGAGGCGCAUGGAGGCGCUCGGGCAGAUGACCUCCAACCCUGACGAGUGGACGGACGAGGACGACGAAAUACUUAAAUUGGUGAAAGACGAACUUUAGUUGGAACGUGUUGCUUUGUGUGAUUAAAAUAACAAAGGAUGUGCUUUAUUUGGCUUCUAAUUUUCCUGUUGUUGUUCCUUCUUGACUAAUGUUAGGAUUAAGUAGUCAUUUUGUGCUAAAUCCCUA
Messenger RNA from Ostrinia furnacalis (Asian corn borer), 878 nucleotides. It is a transcript of the gene Obp2, whose product is annotated as odorant-binding protein 2. The coding region runs from base 117 to 752 and encodes 211 amino acids. The transcript has a single exon. Lineage: Eukaryota; Metazoa; Arthropoda; Insecta; Lepidoptera; Crambidae. Gene Ontology annotation, molecular function: odorant binding. The record is from RefSeq and is a predicted model, not a curated record.